UACGAGUAUGAUUUCUCAUGAUUCGAAUCCCUCCUGACAGACUUUAUCAUUCGGCAUCUGCGUUUGCAAUGCAUAACUCUUGAGACGGCAGCUCAGGUCUGUCCUCUCUUCUCUCGAUCGAACGUCUCCUCAGGCUGCGCGUCAAGAUGCAGUCUUCCAGCGCCUCGUCAUCCACAUUUCGACCUGUCCUGCUCCUAUGCCUACUACCCUUACUCUUCGCCUCAGCCGUCUCUGCUCAUGGCGGGCACACAGACAAGAUCCCUGAGGGAGAGGCAGUCUCUCCCGAUCCUCUCGACUCGCGGUUAUGGACGCACAUCCUCCUCAUGAUUGUAUCGUUCGGCAUGAUCUUCCCGUAUGGCAUGGUCCUUGGUAUCAUCAGAAGCAGGUGGCAUGUUCCUGUUCAGGUCGUUGGCACGGUGGUGGCCACAGUCGCGUACUUCCUUGGCCAUAUGCACAGAGGACGACAGUUCAAGCAUCCGAAUAUUCAUGCCAGUUUUGCAAACAGCUUGGUCUUGAUGUUGGUUGUUCAGGUCGCAUUAGGAGCGGGGCUCAAACUACAUCUGGAAGAGAAGAGUGGAUGGAUUGGCAGGGUAUUUGGCGGAAAGAUGGGAAGGGGAGGAAGACGAGGAGUUGUCAUAAUCCAUGGUUGGCUGGGUAAGGCUAUGCCAGUUGUCGCCUGGACGCAGAUGCUCUUUGGUGGGAUUGUGGCCAUGGGAUAUUGUCGAGGAGAUCAUCUGGGUCAGUGUCUGGCGCACUUCAUCAUGGGCUCUGCAUUUAUCGGAUACGGAAUCGUCAUGACACUGAUGCUCCUUGUGGGCCAGGCAUGGCUGAGAAGCACUGGGCGAAGCCAGGAGUUCUUCGACAGCAUCGUCAUUGCCGCGUGGGGCUGUGUGAACACGUUCACUGAGCAUCGCUGGGGACAUCCCUGGGUCAGGAAUGAUCUACAGCAUACGAGCAUGGGAAUCGUAUGGUGGUGCGCAGGACUUCUGGGUGUCUGGUUGUCAAGAUCGAGAGGUGGACGGCCGAAGCGGAAUAUUCUACCUGGUGUUGUCAUUAUCCUUACCGGAUGGGCAAUGAGUGGACAUCCCCAGGAGUUGCCUUUGAGCACCAUGGUGCACUCGGUGUUUGGCUAUACACUCAUGGCAGCUGGGGCAAGCAGGAUUGUCGAAAUUUCCUUCCUCCUCAAAGACAGCAGGGGAGGUGGUGAGGUCAACAGCUGGCAGCAUCUUCCACCAUUCCUUCUCUAUGCGUCGGGAUUCCUAUUUAUGGGAGCUACCGAGGAGCAAAUGCACCUCCUCUCUGAUGCCAAUGUCACGCAUGUCAGCUACAUUCUCAUCCUUUACUCCGUCGCAUUCCUACUUUACCUCUUCGUCAACAUCCUGCUGUACGUCUAUGCAUCGCAUGCCUGGCCAGACGAUGAGAGCAAUGGUAUGCGUGUCUCUCGCAACCAACCUCUAAGCAGUGCCGGUCCGAGCCACUCGAGAAAGCUGUCGGUCCUUCGUGGCAUGAAUGGAGGCGCUCCUGGACCGGCGAAUGGUUCUGUGAGAUUACCUCGCCAUCGUGGUACUGAUAGUCAGCAAGUCAGAGACGCCGAGGAAUUCGAGCUCGAGGGACUCAUCAGCGAGGGUGAAGAAGACGGCAGUCCAACACCAAUAAAAAAGGCCCAGGCGGUCUAAUUGUUGACACGGCGGGGGUUUUGGAUAUAUUGUGCAAUGGGCUUUUGCUCGGAUAGUGAGAUGGCAAUGGUUGACGAACAGCGCAUUAGCAUAGUGCCUAAGAAACGUCUUUAGCAUAAUACAACGACUUUCCAUGUUUCGACAA
Messenger RNA from Exophiala xenobiotica, 1821 nucleotides. RefSeq lists its product as uncharacterized. NCBI's taxonomy places the organism in Eukaryota, Fungi, Ascomycota, Eurotiomycetes, Chaetothyriales, Herpotrichiellaceae. Bases 147 to 1676 code for a protein of 509 amino acids. The transcript is spliced from 2 exons. The record is from RefSeq and is a predicted model, not a curated record.